GAGGUAGUCUCAGCACAUCAGGUGACACCCCACUCCAGACCCUACAUGGCCUAUCUGGAUAUACAAUGCAGAGGGAAAACCUAUAUCUGUGGAGGGUUCCUGGUGGCGGAGAACUUUGUGCUGAUGGGUGCUCACUGCAAUGGACAUGAGAUCUCUGUCAUGCUGGGAGCCCAUAACAUUAGAGAACGGGAACAGAGCCAACAGAAAAUCUCCAUGUGCCACCGGAUCCCCCACCCGCAGUGCAACAAAGAGACAACAAACAAUGACAUCAUGCUGCUGCAGCUGGCGAAAAGGGCGAAGCUGAACAGACGGGUGGAUACCAUCGCCCUGCCCCGCACCAGCAAAAAAGUAAAGCCAGGGGCCAUGUGCAGCAUCACUGGCUGGGGCAGCACUAGCAAAGAGAGCAACUCGACCCCAGCCACGCUCCAGGAGGUGGACGUGGUGGUGAUGCAGGAUGCUGCAUGUCCGAGGAAUCCUAACAGGCCAUAUCGUUACUAUAACGCCUCCAGCAUGAUGUGUGUGUGUGUGUGGGGGGGGGGGGAUCCAAAGAAGGGAAAAGACUCUUGGGAGGGCGAUUCUGGGGGCUCCCUGAUGUGUGGGAAAACAGCCCAGGGCAUCGUCUCCUGGCGGCCACCCACCCCUCCCGGGGUGUACAGAAGAGUCUCCACCUUCAUCCCCUGGAUACGGGCAACGAUGAGGAGGCUGCAGCCCUGA
Molecule: messenger RNA, 714 nt
Organism: Emys orbicularis (European pond turtle)
Lineage: Eukaryota; Metazoa; Chordata; Testudines; Emydidae
Product: duodenase-1-like
Exons: 5
Biological process (GO): proteolysis
Cellular component (GO): intracellular membrane-bounded organelle; cytoplasm
Molecular function (GO): serine-type endopeptidase activity
Source: RefSeq, a predicted model, not a curated record